This is a messenger RNA of Sinocyclocheilus rhinocerous, 1168 nucleotides long. Its product is annotated as calsequestrin-2-like. Gene Ontology annotation, biological process: regulation of cardiac muscle contraction by regulation of the release of sequestered calcium ion. The record is from RefSeq and is a predicted model, not a curated record. Gene Ontology annotation, molecular function: calcium ion binding. Gene Ontology annotation, cellular component: Z disc; sarcoplasmic reticulum lumen. The transcript has 9 exons. Lineage: Eukaryota; Metazoa; Chordata; Actinopteri; Cypriniformes; Cyprinidae. The coding region runs from base 269 to 1168 and encodes 299 amino acids.
GCCACUCUUUGUCUGUGGUUAGGAGAGAAGCAGAGUGUCAAGGGUUUGCCUGAAGAAAGCUGAAUUUUCAGAAGAAGGGCACGCAAACCCUCGGAAAGAACGGUGGAAGAAGGCCUGGACGGUUUCCACUGUAAUUAUUUCUGUUAUAAACUCUUGACUUAUAUUCCUAUUUGUGACACUUCUAGACCAGAGCUUUCUUAAACCUACUGGAGCUGCAUGAAGAGCCACUGUUUCUUUUUGGAAAGGUCUUAAGUCACUAGUAUAGACCAUGCAGACCACCUGGAUCCUGCUGCUUGCCUCUCUGGGCCUCUCUACCCUGGCUGGUGCUGAGAAAGGCCUCGAAUUCCCACGUUAUGAUGGCAAAGAUCGUGUCCUGGACAUAAAUGAGAAGAACUACCGCAAAGCCCUGAAGAAAUACGACAUGCUGUGCCUGUUCUACCACGCUCCUCUGCCAACUGCAAAAGAGCUGCAGAAACAGCUACAAAUGGCUGAAUUAGUGCUAGAGUUAGCUGCUCAAGUCUUGGAGGAAAAGGAUAUUGGCUUUGGAAUGGUUGACUCCCAAAAAGAUGCUAAGGUUGCCAAGAAACUAGGUCUGCAUGAGGAAGGCAGCGUCUAUGUCUUUAAGGAGGACCGUGUGAUUGAAUUUGAUGGCCUGCUCGCUGCAGACACUCUUGUGGAAUUCCUUCUGGAUCUGUUGGAAGAUCCGGUUGAGAUCAUUGACAAUGCUUUGGAGUUACGAGCUUUUGACCGUAUGGAGGAAGACAUCAAACUCAUUGGUUUCUUCAAGAGUCGUGACUCUGAACAUUAUCUUGCUUUCCAAGAGGCAGCUGAACAGUUUCAGCCUUUUAUCAAUUUUUUUGCCACCUUUGAGAAAUCUGUUGCAAAAGAGCUGACUCUGAAGAUGAAUGAGGUGGACUUCUAUGAGCCCUUCAUGGAGGAACCAGUCACCAUUCCAGACAAACCACACUCAGAGGAAGAGCUGGUGGCCUUCAUAUCCGAGCACAGGAGACCAACUCUAAGAAAGCUCAGGGCAGAAGACAUGUUUGAGACCUGGGAGGAUGAUUUGAAUGGAAUUCACAUUGUAGCCUUUGCAGAAGAAGAGGACCCUGAUGGUUUUGAAUUCUUGGAGAUUUUGAAGGAGGUGGCACCAUAUCAACAGCAAAUUUGA